Messenger RNA from Eriocheir sinensis (Chinese mitten crab), 6994 nucleotides. Its product is annotated as probable ribonuclease ZC3H12C. The transcript has 5 exons. Gene Ontology annotation, cellular component: cytoplasmic ribonucleoprotein granule; nucleus. Bases 885 to 4310 code for a protein of 1141 amino acids. Lineage: Eukaryota; Metazoa; Arthropoda; Malacostraca; Decapoda; Varunidae. Gene Ontology annotation, molecular function: RNA endonuclease activity; mRNA binding; metal ion binding. The record is from RefSeq and is a predicted model, not a curated record.
CCCCCCCCCCUUACCUCUCCUCCCUCACCUGGAGAGAAAAAGAAACAGAGAGAGAGAGAGAGGGAAGUGUGUGUGUGUAUUCGUGUGUGUGUGUUUUUAAUUAAUUUUUCUGUAACUCAUUUUUGAAACAGAAAGAAAGAAAGAAACAAAGAAAGAGAGAAAGUGAGAUAGUGACACGAGAAGAGAGAGAUAAACAGAUAAAGAAGAAAUAAAGAAAAAUAAGAAAAUAAGAAAAGGAAGAAGAAAGAGAGAUAGAGAGAGUGAAGAAAAAGAAGAAAAAGAGAGAGAAGAAAAAGAAAAGUGCAAAGAAGAAGAAAAAGAAGAAAAGGAAAAGAAAGAAGAAAAAUAAGACAAAAAGAAAAUUAAAAAGAAAAAUCUACCUAAUCUAUUUUUCUACCUAUCUCGCUCUUGUUGUUGUUAUUGUUGUUGUUGUUGUUGUUGACCUUGUGUGUAAAUAUUAUUAAUUUAUUUAACUAUUUAUUAUUAUUAUUAUUAUUAUUAUUAUUAUUAUUAUUAUUAUUAUUGUUAACGUUAAAAUUUUGAUAACUGACGACAUAGAGAGAGAGAGAGAGAGAUUAAAGAUAACGUAGACUAUCUUUACGUAAAUACAAGUAAAGAUAGUUCUAGUGUUUGAGAGAGAGAGAGAGAGAGAGAGAGAGAGAGAGAGAGAGAGAGAGAGAGAUUGUGGGACCCGGAUCUAGAGGGCGUGUCUCCUCCUCCUCCUCCUUUUCCUCCUCCUCCUCCUCCUCCUCCUCCUCCUCCUCUUCUUCUUCUUCCUCCUCCUCUUGCGUCCAGUUUCAUAUUUUUUAAACAACAACAAAUGCAAAAAAAAUAACAACAACUACUACUACUACUACUACUACUACUACUACUACUACUACAACAUGACUAUACUAUCGCAAUACGUGUCGGAUGCGGAGCCGUUGGUGGUGGUGGGGGAGAGGGGGCUAACCACCCUCAACACCAUGUCCUCGGAGCCACCCCAACCCAUCACCACCACCACCACCACGACAUCACCAGCGGAGGACCUCAAGCCUGCAAAAGAGGAAGGAGGAGGAGAAGGAGAGGAAGGGACAGAGGAGGCCGGUGGCGCCGAGGGGACGUUGAGAGGCAGAAGAAAGCUGGAAAAUGCGGACAGCAGCUACGAUAGUGAUUUUGACCCUAAGGAGGAGGACCAGCACGGGGAUGUUUGCAGGACAGUCUCGGAUACCCUUGGGGCGGAGUUUGCGGAGUAUGUCACGAAGUACUCACCGCAUCCACCCCCCGCUCACUCCUCCUCCUCCUCCUCGACCCCUACGGCCUCCUCCUCCUCCUCCUCCACGCAGUCCGCUAUUCCACUUCCCGUCUCAUCCACUCUGCUCAUAACGCAAACUCCACAUCAGGCUUCAUUGGUGAAAUCUACGACUACGGCCUCCACUACUACCACUACUACUACUACUACUACCCCAGAUACAACUACUACAACUACUACAACUCCUACGGCAACCCCCACUACUGCUUUUACUAAGACUACAGUACCUUCGACCCCUACUACUAUUACUACCACAACUACCACUACCAAAGACGCGACCCCUACGAUAACUACCACUACUACUGCUUCGACCACUACCACAACCACCCCGAAUGUAACCUUAACCCAACCCCAUCUGGCGCCCAAAACCGAUACUGGGGUUGAGGUCGAGAAGCCUACUGAAGUUACUAAGCCUAUUACGACUACUUCUACGACCACUACUACAGCUACGACUCCCACGCCGAGCCCAAGUUAUGCAUCCCAAGUGGAGUUCGGGAUCAAGUUGGGGUACUCCGAGACUUUGGUUCAACUUGCCCUCAUCAAACUUGGGGCAACACCGCAUAAGGAUGACCUGUUGGCAGAGCUCAUUCGACUAGGCACCAGUUCGAGCCCCCGCGCUGACCAAGGUGGAGGAGGUGGAGGAGGUGGAGGAGGAGGAGGUGGUACAAGCGGAGGAGGAGGUAGUGAGGAAGAUCGAGAUGAGAUGGUCUUAUCCUCCUCCUCCUCCUCCUCCUCUUCCUCCCUCCUUCAGCCUCCUCCUCAUCUUCAUCAUCUACAAGAACAACAACAACAACAACAGCAGCAGCUUCGACCGAUUAUUAUAGACGGCAGCAAUGUGGCUAUGAGCCACGGGAACAAGACCACCUUCUCCUGCCGGGGUCUACGUGUGUGCGUGGAGUGGUUUAGACAGCGCGGUCACAGCGAAAUCACAGUCUUUGUUCCUGCGUGGCGUAAGGAGGCGCCGCGCUGGGACACCCCCAUCGCCGACCAGGAGGUGCUGCUGGAACUCGAGAGGGAGAGAGUGCUGGUCUUCACGCCGUCACGGGUAUGUGGCGGCAAGCGGAUAGUCUCGUAUGAUGACCGGUACAUCCUGAAGGAGGCCCUGCAGUGUGGUGGCGUGGUGGUCAGCAACGACAACUACCGCGACCUGGUUUCCGAGUCACCCGGAUUCCGCCGUGUCGUCGAGGAAAAUCUCCUCAUGUUCUCGUGGGUCAAUGGCAGAUUUGUACCACCGGACGACCCCCUAGGACGCAGCGGGCCGACUCUGGACGUCUUCCUGCGUCGGGCGAACCUAAGGGACAAGGACAAGCAAGCCCCGUGUCCCUAUGGUCGGAAAUGUACCUAUGGAAAUAAGUGCAAGUAUAAACAUCCGGAAAGGGGAACGGCGCCGCUCAAGUCAGUCACAGAGCGCCUUCAGGAGCAGGCCCAGCGACACUACCAGAACAAGGCUAAGAGCAGGGAUUCGUCACCAGGUGAAGGCCUCCGCGGGUCCCUGUCCCUGCCGGUUUGCUCGGCCGCUGACUCUGACGUGUCCAAGAAGCCGUUGGCACGCACCCAGUCCAUCGUGCCCACCGUGUCGCUCACCCUGCCCUCCGCCCUCACCCAGGACACCCCCACCCACGACCACUCCCCCGCCACCACCCCCGCCGCCCCCACCCACUCCCACCACCACCUCAUGCCCCCCGCGCUGGACCCGCUGCGCUCCGCCACGCUGUACAAGAGUGACUCCGCCCUCUACCACCUCUACUCCUCCCCCCCCGGCUACGGCGCCUCAGCCUGGGGCUGGGAAGGGGGGCAGCAGGGGGGCGGGGCGGGGCACUAUGGGUCACACCUGCCCCUGGGUAAGCAGCAGAGUGACCCGGACCAGCAGGACAACCCGCACCGCAAGCUGCAGCGCCAGCUGACCCUCAACCCUUCCUACGACUCACGGCUGUACAAGAUACACGGCUUCAGGGAGCCUGCCCCGGAGCACUUCCCCCUGGGGGGCGCCCCCACCCCAGGCAGCGGCCAGGGCCAGGCGCAGGGCCAGGGCUCCCCCAGCAGGGUGGGGCGGGGCUCCGAGGGGGGCGUCUUCCCCCCGGGGCAGGGCCGCGCCUCACCGGGGUACUCCUCGGGGCCAUACACGGGGCGGGAUCAGGGCCCCGGGGGGCUGCACACCCCCCUGGCGCGCCACAGCUCCCAGGACGGGGCCAAGCACCUGGCGUCCCUGCCGCCCCACCUCUACCCCUCCUACUCCCACCCACACGUCACCCGCUUCGCCUCUGCCCCGGACCCCAUUUGGGGCGGGGCGCCCCAGGCCACCACCUCCGCCCCGCCGCCGCUCAUCACGCGCCUCAACAGCACCUCAGACACACGCCUCAACCUGUACACCACCGACCACCUCUACUUCCCCCCGGACCUGUACGAGGACCCCCUGGGGCGCCCCGCCUCGUACGCCCCCAUGACGCACCCCCCGGGCCCCUCCCAGGGCUCCCGCCCCAUGUCCCCACAGAGUUCAGCGCUGCACCACUCCCCCAGUGUGUCCCCGCGGGGCCACACGCCGCCCCAGCAGCAGCAGCAGCAGCAGCAGCCCCAGGGUAGCAGCCAGCCACAGGGCCCCCCGGGCAGCGGCUUCCCUCCGCCGGGCCACGAGGACACGCGGCUGCGGGUGUUCUACCACCUGUCGCAGCUGUUCCCCGAGGCACAGGUGCGGGCCGUCAUGACCCACCACCCCGAGGAGACCGACCCGCAGAAGAUAUGCGGCUACAUCCUGGCGGCGGGGCAGGGCGGCUCACGCCCCAUGUCCCCACAGCACGCCCAGCCCCAGCCCCCGCCGCCGGCCUCCCCGUACCUCAUGCAGGGCUUCCCCCCCCCGGCCCCCGCCAGCCACGAGGACGCCCGCCUGCGCGCCUUCUACCACCUCUCACAGCUGUUCCCCGAGGCCGAGGUGCGCGCCGUGCUGGCCCGCGCCCCGGACCAGACCGACAUACAGCAGUUCUGCGCCGCCCUGCUCCAGCGCCGCCCCGCCCACCAGUCAUGAGGCGGCGGCGGCGGUGAGGGGUGGUGGUGGUGGUGGUGGUGGUGGCAUUCCAGGGUCUGGGUGGCGGUGGUGGUGGUGGUGAUUUUUUAUGGUGUAGGGUGGUGACGGUGUACGUAUGUAUGUAUGUAUAUGUACGUCUGUGUGUGUGUGUGUAUAUGUAUUAGAGGACAGAUUUUAUGUGUAUGUACGUAUGUGUGUGUGUGUGUGUGUGUGUUUUUAAUUAAGUUAGUCUGGACAUAAGUAGAAAUUUUAGCUUGAGAGAGAGAGAGAGAGAGAGAGAGAGAGAGAGAGAGAGAGAGAGAGAGAGAGUAUUACAUGUAUAUAACUUAACUAAAACCUAAUUUAUGUCAAACCCGAUAAUACCAAUACACAGGAAGGAGAAGAGAAGGAGUACAAAAGAAGAAGAAGAAGAAGAAGAAGAAGAAGAAGAAGACGCCCACAAGCUCAGUGACCACUGGCGCCCUAACUAAAGAGAGUAUCUAUAAUAAUGAUAAGAAUAAUAGUAAUAAUAAUAAUAAUAAUAAUACAUAUAGAUAUACAUAAAUAUAUAUAUAAAUAUUUACUGCCGUGCGGUGUGUUGUGUGUGUUAGAAUUAUGCUGAGUGUGUUACCAAGCCACGGAGAGAGAGAGAGAGAGAGAGAGUGUGUGUGAGAGAGAGAGAGAGAGAGGAAAGCAGGGAGUGAGACAGACAGAGAGAGAGAGAUAGAAAGAGAAAGUUAUGAGAUUGAAAAUAGAGAGAGAGAGAGUGUGUGUGAGAGAGAGAGAGAGAGAGAGAGAGAGAGAGAGAGAGAGAGAGAGAGAGAGAAGUGAAGAGAAGGAAAACAGCAUGUGAGAGAGAGAGAGAGAGAGAGAGAGAGAGAGAGAGAGAGAGAGAAAAAGAGAAAGAGAGAGAGAGAGAGAGAGAGAGAGAGAGAGAGAGAGAGAGAGAGAGAGAGAGAGAGAGAGAGAGAGAGAGAGAGAACAACAACCAAAAGAAAGAUAGAGCGAGAGAGAGAGAGUGUGAAAGAAAGAAAGUGAGCGAGCGAGAGAGAGAGAGAGAGAGAGAGAGAGAGAGAGAGAGAGAGAGGUCUGCACCACUAGUUAAAAGAGAAACUUAUUUGCUCACAUUUAUGCUGAUAAGAAUAGGCUUAGUUCAACACCUGAGAGAGAGAGAGAGAGAGAGAGGCAGGUCAGACACUACAGGUAAACAUAUAUAUAUAUAGACAACAACAACCAAUGCUAUAGAGAUGGAAAAUAGAGGAGGUAAAUGUUUUGGAGUCACUAAGAGGUGAAGCCACUGUUAGAUUUUGAGGUACAGGUUAACAGUGAUGGAAAUAUGAGGUUUGGAAGUUAUAGAAGUUAAUGAGAGGUGAUUAUACAGGUUAAUUGAGGUUGUUAUACAGGUAGACUUGGAAAUACUGGUUAACAGCGAUGGAAAGUGUGGUUAAUAUAUACAGGUUAAUAAGAGAUGUACUUUAUUAAUAUUAAGAGAGGUGGAAGAGUGUCAUUUAGGUGUGAUUAAGUGUAAGGAAUAUCAGGAAAAAGUGUUAAUCAGUGUGGGAAGAAAUUGAUACUUGGUUGACAUCAGAUUGCAAGAGUUGAAUAUUGAAAAUGGUAGAAAAAAAUAAUACAAGUUGACGAUCAAUUCGAAAAAUAUGAAACAGUGUAAACAAAAACUAUAUCAAAUGAAGAACAGAAAAAAGAAUAUAUGUUUGUAAAAAAAUCAGCAGAAAAGAGAUAAAUUUGGAAGAGUUUAAUGUGAAAUAGAUUGAAAAAAGGCAGAUAUCAAAUUUGAGAUGAAAACAGAUCUGUAUAUAUGUAAUGAAGAACAGAAAAAGGAAUAUAUGUUUGUAAAAAAAUCAGCAGAAAAGAGAUAAAUUUGGAAGAGUUUAAUGUGAAAUAGAUUGAAAAAAGGCAGAUAUCAAAUUUGACGAGAUGUAAACAGGUCUGCAUAUAUGUAAUGAAGGACAGAAAAAAGAAUAUAUGUUUGUAAAAAAAUCAGCAGAAAAGAGAUAAAUUUGGAGGAGUUUAAUGUGAAAUAGAUUGAAAAAAGGCAGAUAUCAAAUUUGAGGAGAUGUAAACAGGUCUGCAUAUAUGUAAUGAAGAACAGAAAAAGGAAUAUAUGUUUGUAAAAAAAUCAGCAGAAAAGAGAUAAAUUUGGAGGAGUUUAAUGUGAAAUAGAUUGAAAAAAGGCAGAUAUCAAAUUUGAGUAGAUGAAAACAGGUCUGCAUAUAUAUAAUGAAGAACAGAAAAAAGAAUAUAUGUUUGUAAAAAAAUCAGCAGAAAAGAGAUAAAUUUGGAGGAGUUUAAUGUGAAAUAGAUUGAAAAAAGGCAGAUAUCAAAUUUGAGGAGAUGAAAACAGGUCUGCAUAUAUGUAAUUUGAAACCAGAAGAAAGCAGGUGUAUAUCUUAAUUAGCAACGAGUGUGAACAGGUGAACAGGUGUAAUUAAUAUUGAUAAGAUAGAGAAGAGUUGACUAGCAAAUUUGAAAACAUGAAAAAGUGUAAACAAAAACUAUAUCAUAUAAAGAACAAGGAAAAAAAAGCAAGGUAUAUAUAAAAAGAGGCAAAAAGAAGGUAAAUUUGGAGGAGUUUAACGUGAAAUAUUGAAGAAAAAACGUGGAUAUCAAAUGUGGACAGCUGACAACAGGUUUCUAAUUAGUAGCAGGUGUGGAGAGACUCAUGGAGGUGUGUUAGUGAGGCGAGG